This is a messenger RNA of Ostreococcus tauri, 405 nucleotides long. Its product is annotated as BolA protein. The record is from RefSeq and is a predicted model, not a curated record. The coding region runs from base 1 to 405 and encodes 134 amino acids. The transcript has a single exon. Lineage: Eukaryota; Viridiplantae; Chlorophyta; Mamiellophyceae; Mamiellales; Bathycoccaceae.
AUGGCGUCGCUCGCUCGACGCGUCCCCGCGAUCGCGAUGACGCUGCGCGCGAUGACGUCCACGUCCACGACGGGGGUGCGACGGGGGUCGACGCACGUGGGCGAUCGAAGACGCGCGUUCGCGCGCGCGUUCGCCACGGGUGGAGAGGGAAACAACAUCACCAGCGCGUUGAUGGAACAGAUGCAGCAGAAGAUCAGGGACGGAUUAGAGGCCGAGUCCGUGGAAGUACGAGACGAGAGUGGGAACGGGAGACACGUCUCUAUCAAGGUCAUCGCCAAGGCGUUCGAGGGGAAGAGCGCGGUGAACAGGCAACGCGCGGUGUACAAGUGCAUCUUCAUGGAAUUGCAAGACGCCGUGCACGCCGUGAACGAAAUGGUGACGCUCACACCGGAAGAAGCGGCUUGA